Molecule: messenger RNA, 2380 nt
Organism: Dermacentor andersoni
Lineage: Eukaryota; Metazoa; Arthropoda; Arachnida; Ixodida; Ixodidae
Source: RefSeq, a predicted model, not a curated record
CAUACUUGGCCACCACGGAAGCAGACGAGCUGAUAGCCGCGCAUCCUUCUUUCCCCUAACCACUACUGCGCAUGCGGCACCCUCGCACACGAAGAUAUAAAAGCAACCACAAUAAAGAGACAGCCAGUUUUUCGAUGCUCAACCACUGUGUGUGUCGACUUGCUCAGAGGCGCACGAUACAUGGUGUCAGAAGUGCCCGCAGCCGCGCGGCAGGAAGCAAGCCAUGGACGCCUUAAAACUGCCCUGCCCACUACAGUUGACCGGCAAUGUCAGAAGGAACUGGGAACUCUUCAAGCAAAGACUGGACCUAUUCCUGACGGCUACCUCGACAGACCAUCCCAAGACAGAAGCGGUCAAGGCGGCCAUCCUCCUGAGCGCCGCGGGUGACGAAGCGCUUGAGGUCUAUAACAACUUCACAUUCGCCGAAGGUGAGCUCAAGGAUGACUACGAGACACUAGUGCGGAAGUUUGACGCAUACUUUAUUGAGCAAGGAAACGAGGUUUACGAACGCCAUUUGUUCCGUAUGCGAGUCCAAGAUGAAGGAGAGCGAUUCGAGCGGUUUGUACGUGACCUGAGGACGCAAGCCAAACUUUGUAAUUUCGGGACCCUUGAAGAGUCUUUGAUUAGGGACCAGAUUGUAUUCGGGACUAAUAACAAGACUGUCCGAGAGAAAAUGUUGCGGGACAAAACCUUGACUCUACAAAAAGCCGAGAACAUAUGCAAAGCAGCUGAAGCGGCGGCACAACAAAAUGCUGCAUGGGCCAACGAGCGCGUGCAAGUAGACUCCACUCGCCGAUAUGAACGCGGCAAAGAACAAAAAGGCCGGUGCAAGCACUGUGGUCGAGCGCACGCGCCACGGCAAUGUCCAGCAUACGGAAAAACUUGCUACGCAUGUAAAAAGCAGAAUCACUUUUCAUCGUGCUGCAAGAACCCGCAAGUUCACGGCAUUCAGGAAGAUCGUGAAGACAGCUUUGAUGUCCUUGACGUCAGCAUCUGUGGCAUAAGCACAAAACCAGGGAAAGACUGGACAGUGCGUGGCAAGGUCUCUGGUCACGAGAUAGAACUGAAAGUCGAUACUGGUUCCCAAGCCAACUUGAUUCCGCUUAGCAUUUUUCAGCGCAUCUCGAAAGUGAACACGUUGCGCAAGAGCGCAGCAGUGCUGACUGCCUACAACGGCUCCGAGAUCAAGCAUCUCGGUGUCUCCACUAAAGCACUAGAGAUGAACGGUACCACGAGAGAUACUGCCUUCUUUAUCGUCAAGAAAGGACGCCAAGCGAUCAUUGGCUUGAGCACAUGCAUCGAGUUCGGCAUUGUCCCAGCAAACGUCGACUCAGUCAGGCGAAGUGGAAAAGCAGGGCCAGAAACAGAAUUUGCACAUCUUUUUCAUGGAACGGGCUGCGUACAAAGAACGUACAAAAUGGUUCUGCGACCAGACGCGGUUCCAGUCGUACAACUUGCUCGGAAAGUACCUUUGGCACUGAAGCAACCAUUGCGUGACGAGCUGGCACGCAUGGAGAAGGCGUCCAUCAUCGUCAAAGUAGAAGAACCCACUGAAUGGUUCGUUCCUGGAAAGGACCUGCUCCUGGCUGACAUGCUCUCCCGUGCGCCCUCCCUUUCACCAAACCCGGAAGCAAUGGAGGACAUCGAGGUCCAUGCAGUUCGUCUAGUCUCGUGCAUGGGACGGCGCCUGCGCACCAACGUUCCGGAAUACAGCACUGAGCUGGGAUGCCCAAUAGUCAAGCAUCAACAGCGGGCCACGGGCAAAACGCUGCACGCUUUGCAGCAAGGAGACACGGUACGCAUACUGGAUGACAACUGGUCACGUAAGGCAAGAGUGCUUCAAGAAGCGGCUCCCCGGUCCCACAUCGUGGAGACGGAGGAUGGAAGGCUUCUAAGGAGGAACAGACAACACCUGCUGCAAACGCGGAAAAAAUACCGCAGGGUAGACGAAGAUGACGACUGCAACGCUGAAAAUAGUAGCUUACAAAACGAAAGACAGGAGCCUCCAGAACAAGGCCAAAGUGCACCCGGGUUAACUGGUCAUCCGCAAGCCAACAUACAGGUCUUCCCCAAAGUGGAGACAUCGGAAGCAGAGCCCCGCAGGUCGACCCGUCAGCGCAACAAGCCUCAACGGCUGCAAUACGAAGCGAAUUUCCGUCAAGUCUCCUAGAUUUUUUUUUUCGUGCCUUGUGGUCAUAAAGUCCUUUUUUUUUCCUCGUUAAGGGAAAGGAGAUGUAUCAUACUUGACCACCACGGAAGCAGACGAGCUGAUAGCCGCGCAUCCUUCUUUCCCCUAACCACUACUGCGCAUGCGGCACCCUCGCACACGAAAAUAUAAAAGCAACCACAAUAAAGAGACGGCCAGUUUUUCGAUGCUCAA